This is a messenger RNA of Cuculus canorus (common cuckoo), 954 nucleotides long. Its product is annotated as C-type lectin APL-like. Bases 296 to 871 code for a protein of 191 amino acids. Lineage: Eukaryota; Metazoa; Chordata; Aves; Cuculiformes; Cuculidae. The transcript has 6 exons. The record is from RefSeq and is a predicted model, not a curated record.
GAGUUGUGGGAGCAGCCCGGAAGCCACAGUGGUCUCACUGGUCACACUGGGAGCCCAGGUCGUCCUCGUUAGAGCAGAGCCUGGACGAUGCAAUAACGAACCCCACGUUCCAGGAAAGCAGAAGUGGCCAAUCCGUUCCAGGAACCUGCCCAAGCUUCCCUCACGCUGCAGCCAUAAAAGCAGGAGACACCGGGCGAGGGGACAGACAGAAGGACCCUGAGGGACCCGGCUGCCUCCACACACGUCACCCACCCAGAGACACCUCGGCCACCGGCUCGAGAGCUAUCGCAGCAGGAUGGGUGCUGGGCCCACACGUCAACGCCUGCUCGGUUGCCUUCUCCUCCUGGCCUUCCUGGGGGUCGAUUCCCUGCCCGCCGACCGGAUCCUGGAGGAACGUGCUGGCACCUCCAUCCUGGCAGCAGCACCCGAUGUCCAGCCCUACGUCCUGCAAGAGCCCCCCGUGAGGGCGCACAUCUGCCCCCACAACUGGAUCCACUUCAGGGGCCACUGCUACGGGUACUUCACCCAGAGGAAAACCCAGGCCGAGGCGCAGGAGGAAUGCAACCGCUACGGCCCCACGGGGACUCUGGCGUCCAUCCACACCGAGGGGAGCAGCGUCGUCCUGGGCGAGUACGUGGCCUCCCAGCAGGAUAGAGCCAACGUCUGGAUUGGCCUGAAGGACGAGGAGCACACCGGGACAUGGAGGUGGUCGGAUAGCUCCGUCCUGGACUACCUGCACUGGGAUUGGGGUCAACCCGUCCAAUGGAGGAACUGGUACUGUGUGGUCCUCGGGCAGAACUCAGCUUUCCAGUAUUGGCGCAACUACUCCUGCCAGGAGCAGUUCCCCUUCCUCUGCCAGUACCAGGUGUGAGGGGGGGCUGCCCCUCACCUCUCUGCUCCCAUGGGGUCACCCCCCCCACCCCGCACCCCCCAAUUCCUUCUCCCAACCCUGCA